Messenger RNA from Gaeumannomyces tritici R3-111a-1, 303 nucleotides. RefSeq lists its product as hypothetical. The transcript is spliced from 2 exons. The record is from RefSeq and is a predicted model, not a curated record. Bases 1 to 303 code for a protein of 100 amino acids. Lineage: Eukaryota; Fungi; Ascomycota; Sordariomycetes; Magnaporthales; Magnaporthaceae.
AUGCUGGAGCUUACAAGCAACACUCGCUGCAGUGGUUACCAGACCGCGGCAGAUCGAAAAUGCUUCAACUGUAAGAAGACCGGCAACCAGUGCGUCUUCCAGCCAGUUAAUCCCGGCUUUACUUUUUUUGUUCCAAUCCCGACCAUCCAGGACGGCGUGACUACCCUGGGCACCCAUCUAGUUUGCCCUUUUGGACAGCCAAUGAGCAGCCACCAUUUUCAAAGCAGUGCCCAGCAACCUUCCGGCAGCCGGAGUGAAAUGGACACUAAAAUGCUUAGCCAACUUAACGGGGGUGUUAGCUAG